Messenger RNA from Caenorhabditis elegans, 842 nucleotides. RefSeq names its product CAlcium channel Localization Factor (gene calf-1). The coding region runs from base 171 to 704 and encodes 177 amino acids. The transcript is spliced from 5 exons. The record is from RefSeq and is marked reviewed. NCBI's taxonomy places the organism in Eukaryota, Metazoa, Nematoda, Chromadorea, Rhabditida, Rhabditidae.
AGAGAAAAUGAAAAAUCGAUGAGCUGUCGCCGUCUCUUCUGGGCUCACGGCUUCUGCUCCUUUCUCUACACUAAACCACUAACAUCUGGGUGCAAAAAUGCACUAAUUCACGCCAGCUUUUUCCCUUUUCCACUAGUUUUCUCAAUUUUUAGCUAAUAUUUUCCACUAAAAUGUCAUCUCCACAACAAUUCACAAUUCCGGCGAGCGAGGUGAUGACGUCAAUUGUGCUCCCGACGAUAAUUUUCUGUGUUGGGCUCGUUGCAGCCAUGUUGCUUGGAAUUAAUAAAUGCAAGCAGUGGGAGCUGGACAAGGUCGUCGAGAUGAGAAGAUCACGUCGGGUGCUCCAGCGAGUUACGAAUAGGCUUAGAGAGAAGAAUUUUAAGACGAUACAACGAGCUCGGACAAUGCGAAAAAGGGCCGCCAGUGCAAAAGCAAGAAAUGAAUUCUCACCGCCGGCUUAUCAAUCAAAAAACAAUUCGACAGAGUUUCCGUGUGGCACAUCUCCUCCGCCAUCGUAUGAAGACGACGUUCUCGAGGAGUACUACAAAGAAUGUCACCCGAGCAGACGAUCUAUCCCGGUACCUAGCUCUCCUCGACGAUAUAUUCGACAAAGGUCGAAAUUCAGUUCUGCAGCAAGAAGAGUCAGCCGUUCAAGUGUCAGCACCGGCUGUCAUCAACCUCGAGGAUCGAUCCAUAUUGUGUAGAGCUGGAGCAGUAAAAUUCAAUAAUUUUUUUCGAUUAUUUCUGCCUAUUUUGAAAAUUGUGUACGAAAGCCUUGUCUAAACACCUUUUUCAAUGUUUUAUUCUUGAAUAUCGAUAAAGUUUCCAUAAAGCAUUGAUUU